AUGGACAGGAAUCUCCGGAGUAUGUCUCCAUCGACCUACGAUGAGGUCCCUGCUCUCGCCGUGAACACUGACGUGUAUCAGGGAGACCUGGUUAUAAAGACUAACAAGAAUACGAUGGAUCCCGUAGACAUGGAUAUGUCAGUUAAUUUCGAAGGCGAUACACAAUCAACUGAUUCGAGUAGCAGCGUUGAUGUCUUUGGGACGAAUAUAUCAAGAGGCAUUUUCGGCAGCAACGGAACUUACAAUGUGACGACUGUCGGCGAGGACAAAUCUCUUCAAGUCAACUGUGUAGUCAGCCUGACGGUCGACGCCUCUGGUGUUUCCCCAGUCCAGCCAGGCGGCAGUGAAGCGUUGACUCGGCGUGGGGAAGGACCCCUUACAGUGUCUCAUGGGCACCAAGGUGCUCAGCCCCCACAACGUCAGCAGCAGCAAGCAGUCGAGCAACAAAGUCAUCAACACAUCGAGCAACAGAUUAAAGAACAAUCAGUCACACCUCGAAAUGUCCAGAACAUAAAGCCUGAAGGUCUGCAACAUAAUGAAAAAUCUCCUCAGCUGUCGAUAGAUACCCAGCUUAGCAUCUCUGCACGCAGCCUUGACAAACAUUUACUUGCUCAUAAGGCAUCGAUGCCCUCCAAUAAGAUUAUUCUCUCACAACAGCAAGAUUUGCCGAGCACCUCUGCUUCUGUUCAGCCAAGAACCUCGGCACAAUGGACUACAGCUUUGACAAGAAUCUCCGGAGUAUCUACAUCGACCUACGAUGAGGUCCCUGCUCUCGCCGCGAAGACUGACGUGUAUCAGGGAGACCUGGAUGAUUCAGACCACCUGAAUAUAACAAUAGAUUAUCUCCAGGAGAUUCACCAGAGUAUGCUUGCUCCCGUCCCCGCCCUCGCCGCAAAGACUGACGAGGACACAGUGGGUCACGGAGACCUGGAUAUAAAGACUAACAAGAAUACGAUGGAUCCCGUAGACAUGGAUAUGUCGGUUAAUUUCGAAGGCGAUACACAAUCAACUGAUUCGAGUAGCAGCGUUGAUGUCCUUGGGACGAAUAUAUCAAGAGGCAUUUUCGGCAGCAACGGAACUUACAAUGUGACGACUGUCGGCGAGGACAAAUCUCUUCAAGUCAACUGUGUAGUCAGCCUGACGGUCGACGCCUCUGGUGUUUCCCCAGUCCAGCCAGGCGGCAGUGAAGCGUUGACUCGGCGUGGGGAAGGACCCCUUACAGUGUCUCAUGGGCACCAAGGUGCUCAGCCCCCACAACGUCAGCAGCAGCAAGCAGUCGAGCAACAAAGUCAUCAACACAUCGAGCAACAGAUUAAAGAACAAUCAGUCACACCUCGAAAUGUCCAGAACAUAAAGCCUGAAGGUCUGCAAUGGACUACAGCUUUGACAAGAAUCUCCGGAGUAUCUACAUCGACCUACGAUGAGGUCCCUGCUCUCGCCGCGAAGACUGACGUGUAUCAGGGAGACCUGGAUGAUUCAGACCACCUGAAUAUAACAAUAGAUUAUCUCCAGGAGAUUCACCAGAGUAUGCUUGCUCCCGUCCCCGCCCUCGCCGCAAAGACUGACGAGGACACAGUGGGUCACGGAGACCUGGAUAUAAAGACUAACAAGAAUACGAUGGAUCCCGUAGACAUGGAUAUGUCGGUUAAUUUCGAAGGCGAUACACAAUCAACUGAUUCGAGUAGCAGCGUUGAUGUCCUUGGGACGAAUAUAUCAAGAGACAUUUUCAGCUGCUACGGAACUUACAGCACAAUGGAUAAGAGCUUCGACAGGAAUCUCCGGAGUAUGUCUACAUCAACCUACGAUGAGGUCCCUGCCCUCGCCGUGAAGACUGACGUGGAUCAGGGAGACCUGGAUGAUAUGGUGGAUCCCGACCACCUGAUUAUAACAUUAGAAUAUCUCCAGGCGAUUCACCAGAGACUGCUUGCUCUCGACGAUGAGGUCCCCGCCCUCGCCGCAAAGACUGACGAGGACACAGUGGAUCACGGAGACCUAGAUAUAAAGACUAACAAGAAUAUGAUGGAUCCCGUAGACAUGGAUAUGUCAGUUAAUUUCGAAGGCGAUACACAAUCAACUGGUUCGAGUAGCAGCGUUGAUGUCUUUGAGACGAAUAUAUCAAGAGACAUUUUCGGCAGCAAUGGAACUUGCAAUGUGACGACUGUCGGCGAGGACAAAUCUCCUCAAGUCAAGAGUGUAGUCAGCCUGACGGUCGACGCGUCUGGUGUUUCCCCAGUCGAGCUCCAAUAUAGCAAACAGAUUAAAGAACACUUUAACCCGUAUCUCAAGGUCACCUGUUCCUUGUGUGGUAUUUGUUUUUCACGCCAAGCAUUUCUUACGAGACAUAUGAAAGUCCAUGGUUUUAACCAAAGACACAAGUGUUUCUUGUGUGGUAUUUCUUUUUCACGCAAAACAUUACUUAUGAAACAUAUGAAAGCUGGUUGUAAGCAAAGGUGUUCCUUGUGUGGUAUUUCUUUUUCAAGCAAAGCAUUUCUUAAGAAUCAUAAGAAAGCCCAUGGUGCUAACCAAAGAUACAAGUGUUCCAUGUGUAAUUGUUCUUACACCCAGGCACGCAGCCUUGACAAACAUUUACUUGCUCAUAAGGCAUCGAUGCCCUCCAAUAAUAUUAUUCUCUCACAGCGGCAAGAUUUGCCAAGCAUCUCGGCUCCUGUUAAGCCAAGAACCUCGGUUCCUCUUCAGCCAAGAACCUCGGUAAAUACAAGUCAAUACAAGGCUUCAUUUGCUCCUCGGCUGUCGAAAGAUAUACGUCAAGGUCAUUUUAACACAUGUUUCCCCUGUUACUUGUGUGGUAUCAUAUAUUCAAAACUAGCAUUUCUUACGAACCACAUGAAAGCCCAUGGUGCUAACCGAAAAUACAAGUGUUCAAAGUGCGAUUGUUCAUACAGUCAGACACGCAAUCUUGACAAACAUUUACUUGGUCAUAAGGCAUCGAUGCAAGAGGACCUGCCAAGCUCGAUCGACAUCUCGGCCACAUAAUAUUUUGUUUGCUUCUCCACUCUCACGCUAAGGUUAAUUUUAACAAUCUAAACAAAUCAAAAAGUUUCGUUGACCCAUAGUUUUUAUUUCAUCUGUGUGGUAUUUCUUGUACAAAGGAAAUCUUAGAAACCACAUGAAGAACCACGGGACUAACAAGAUAUUAGUGUUCUAUAUGCAUUUAUGCUUUUAUUAAAAAAAAUCUGAUGGAUCUGAAUGAUUAUUUCUCAGACUGACAAUAUAAUUUACUUUACCGUCUUGCUUUAUGAGUGGAGUGAUAUUUGUAUUUUCACAAUAUUUUAGAAAAAGUUAAUUUUAAAAUGAUUAUAAACAAUUAAAAUAAUUUAUGAUUGUAAAUUUAAAAUAAUCGUUGUCAAAUGAUUAAAAAUAAUGUAAAAUUGAAUUGUUCGAAUUUUUUAUAAAUACACGCUAAAGGAACCACUGUUUUCUCAUAAACUCUUAUGACUUUACACCAUAUGAUGAUUGUGUACUAUGAAUAUUUUUUAAUGUUUAUACCGUGAAUUUUAUUUGUUACUUGUUGCACUAUGAGACUGUGAGUGUUUGUUACAGUGUGAUUGUUAGUGUGUGAUUAAUCAAGCUACAAAUAUCCGGGGGGUUCCAGAAAUUCGCGACCUUGAGUUUUGCCAAAAGGGUUAAUUUUCCAAGAUCUUGACUUAUUUUAAGAUGACGUAGUUCUUUUAGAUGUCUUUUGUUCCGCGUUUAAGGUGGCGUGGAAUAAAAUUUGCAUGUAGCACGGCCUACAGUGAGCCUGUAAUAGAUUUCGGUUCAAGAGGACGUAUAUCUGAUCCUAUGGCACAUAAAUAAUUCAAAUACCGUUUUAAAGCUAUUGUGUGGCUCUCUACAUUUUAUUUUGUUCAUUUUUUAAAUCAAAUAAAAUAAUAAAUAAAUGUUAAAAUAA
Messenger RNA from Procambarus clarkii (red swamp crayfish), 3910 nucleotides. The record is from RefSeq and is a predicted model, not a curated record. Lineage: Eukaryota; Metazoa; Arthropoda; Malacostraca; Decapoda; Cambaridae.